GCCUGAAUCUGUAACGACCCGGUGCACGGUCAAGCCAUUCCGCGCUGUCUGGCGGCCGUCGGCGCUACCUUGUUCGCAUAUGCGUACGUUUGCAGGGCUGACUAUGCCCUGGGCGUGCUCCCACGCGCGUGUUUGGGGUCCCCAGAGACUCCAUCGCGUCGAGACGCAGCGCAUACUGAGCAACGUGUGUAACACAACGGUGUCCGACCGUGCUGGGUUCGAAGCAGGAACGGUGCGGAUGCCUGUCGGAUGCAACGUGGUGUGCGGACGGGAUCCUCGGAUGUCGCCGGUCCUCUCACGAACGUGGUGACACCAUCCCCUCGAGACGAAGACGCGUGCCCCGAUCGACACGGGUACGACGGCCCAGAAUCUUGCCACCAACCACCCGUUACGUGGCAUGACGAGAGCAAUGCGACGCUCGAACUCGCGGCUGCGGACUGGUCAAGGCCAAACGUCGUGCCGUGCUGACCCGUCGUCGUCAGCUCGUCAUGUCCCUCUUCCAGCGAAAAACGCGCGGCGAGGAAAGGGAACUACUGUACAGGGCCACCACAAACGUUGCUCCGUCUUUGGGAUCGCCACAGUACACGUCCGCCACGCCGCCGAUAUACACGGCGCAGAGUUUGCUGCUCACUGCAUGCAUGAGGAUGGGGACGGAGUGACGACUGGCCAUGGCAAUCGCGGUGCCACCAAACGUUGUGAUCUUUCCAGUAGGUGUCAAAACAGUACGAAAUUUUUGAAUUAUGGCGUCAAAUACACAGCUUCGACCAGAAAAAUUGGCAAAACAUCAAGAACAAAAUGAAAUCAC
This is a messenger RNA of Aphanomyces invadans, 805 nucleotides long. RefSeq lists its product as hypothetical. Lineage: Eukaryota; Oomycota; Saprolegniomycetes; Saprolegniales; Verrucalvaceae. The coding region runs from base 398 to 799 and encodes 133 amino acids. The transcript has a single exon. The record is from RefSeq and is a predicted model, not a curated record.